Messenger RNA from Chara braunii, 1373 nucleotides. Lineage: Eukaryota; Viridiplantae; Streptophyta; Charophyceae; Charales; Characeae. The record is from the annotation of a GenBank genome assembly.
GGGGAAUCAGUCACUUUCGCGCUUACCUGUACGGGCGAAAGUUCACCUUGGUAACCGAUCAUGAGCCCCUGUUGGCUCUGAAGAAAUUGAAGGAUUACUCUGGCAUGAUCGGGCGAUGGGCAACAGUGCUGCAGAGCAUGGACUUUGACAUUCGUCAUCGAAAGCAUGAGAGACACGGGAAUGCGGACGGACUGACACGAUUGCACCGGCCCGAGAAGGUUCCGAAGAGUGAGGAGGUGAUUCCGUGGAACGAACCCGAAAAGGAGGUUGGACCUCGUUACGGCCAAGUGGAGAUGUUGUCAAAGCAGGAGUCCACACGCAGUGGUAUUGGCGAAGGUAAUCACAGUCCAUCGGCAAGCGGCUCCCGGAACGAGCCACGUCACCACGGUUGCAGCGUUCAGCGGCGACAUCAGUUCGGUCAAUCCACUGUGGUAUACCGCGAUCUUGACCUCGCUGCGAAAGUGGACGGAGCAAGUGUGAUGUGGACGCGGACCAUCGAGCAUCCUGCGUGGAUCGAAAACUUGGAGCUGCUGAUCAUACAAGCUUGGAGGACUAACGUCCAGGGCGAUCUUCUCGACUUUCUCUUUGGAUCGGUACAGCCGGGCCGCCGUUUGUUAAUUGCGCAGGAGCUCAUCGCGCCGAUCGUGCAAUUGGCGGACGAUCUCUCGCCCGACAUCUAUUCACUAAGUGAUGACAACCCUGCUCUGUACGUUCUCGAGCGGUCAUUGGAUCCGUACCUUCAGUGGACUGCGUGCUUGGAGGAGCCCAGGGACGAAGACACUCUACCAUCACGGCAGGAGUACCUGAAGCCUUACGACAUCAUCCCUCACGCCUUCUAUCCGAAGGAGGAGGAAGUGGUGAUCGAAGACGACGAAGAAGAAGAUGACGACGAGGAAACGUCAGAGGAGGGAAGCUAUAGCGAGUAUAGCGAGGGCGAGCUGAGUGAAGAAGAAGAGGAGGAAGAAGAAAUCGGAUCUGAGUGGGAAGCCCUGCCGGAGGAAGCAGCGCGCACGGGCACGGAGGCGGAAGACCCUGAGGCUGUGCGUAGGCAAGAAGAGGUUGCCGCCGCGAAACGCCAACAAGAAUUUGCCAGCAGGGGAAGUCAGCGCAUCGGUGACGACCCGACCAGGGAUCCGGAACCGCCAAAGCCCGAAGAUGGCGACCCCACAGCCGCCGCCUCAAGCACCUCGCGGCGGAGACGAAGCCGAUCCCCCUCCCCCUCCACCCCAACCCGUCCCCCAGUUCGUCCACGUACCGAUGCGGGCGAUAGGCCUUCGUCCUCAGACGCUAUCCCGCCGUCCCCUUGACUUUCUCACCCUUGAACAGAUCCGCACCCUCGUCACCUUCCCCCUCCAUCCGUUCCUUCCCCAUCU